AUGGUGGAUGAAGAGCCUUCCAUCAACAUCCCCUCACUGCUCACGCUCGCAGUUGUCUCUUUCCUCGUUAUUCGGUGGUUUCUGAAUCGCGAUGGCAACAAUGCAGCCAAUGGCUCUGCCCGUUCACGGGGUCGCAUGAUUGAUCCGGCGCAAGUCGAGCAGAUCUCGCAAAUGUUUCCGCAGCUUAGUCGACGAGAUAUCAUGUGGGAUUUACAAAGAAAUGGGGGAAGUGUUGCGGCGACUACUGAGCGUAUCCUUACUGGACGAGGCUUGGAUACUCCUCCUCCGUCAUAUCAACCACAGAUCCCACAGCCUCAGAAUCCUACGACAACUGCUGCGCCUGCACCUGCCGCAAAGUCGGGAACACCGGACCUCAUCUCUCGCUACAAUCUUGCCAAUCGAGUCUCGGAAGAGCAGGAAGUCGCCACGAAACCAGAAAGUGGCUGGUCACAGAACAAGAGCGAGCGCCAACGAUUGCUGCAGAAGCGGAGGGAUGAUAUGAUUUUGGCAGCUCGCAGGAAACUCCAGCAAAAGGAUCGGGAAACAUCACAUGCGACUGGCCCUGCCUUUUAG
This is a messenger RNA of Talaromyces atroroseus, 573 nucleotides long. RefSeq lists its product as hypothetical. Bases 1 to 573 code for a protein of 190 amino acids. The transcript is spliced from 2 exons. Gene Ontology annotation, molecular function: ubiquitin binding. Lineage: Eukaryota; Fungi; Ascomycota; Eurotiomycetes; Eurotiales; Trichocomaceae. The record is from RefSeq and is a predicted model, not a curated record.